Molecule: messenger RNA, 1011 nt
Organism: Rotaria sp. Silwood2
Lineage: Eukaryota; Metazoa; Rotifera; Eurotatoria; Philodinida; Philodinidae
Source: the annotation of a GenBank genome assembly
AUGUUGUCAAAAACAAUAAGACAUUUUGCUCGACGUAGUUUAUCAACUGAUGUUUCGUCUUAUGCUCGAAUUUUGGAUGGAUUUCGUGGAUGUAUUGGAAAUACACCUUUAAUUCGUUUACCAAAAUUAAGUGAAGAAACUGGUUGUAAUAUUCUUGUUAAAGCUGAAUAUCUUAAUCCAGGUGGCUCAAUUAAAGAUCGUGCUGCUUUAUUCUUAAUUAAAGAUGCUCUUGAUAAAAAUUUAAUUAAAGCUGGUGCGACUAUUGUUGAAGGUACAGCUGGUAAUACAGGUAUUGGAUUGGCUCAUAUUUGUAAUGCAUUGGGUUUUAAAUGUGUUAUUUUUAUGCCUGAUAAUCAAUCAAAAGAAAAAAUUGAUAUAUUGCGUGUAUUAGGUGCACAAGUAACAACAGUUCCUGUUGUUCCAAUUACUGAUCCGAAUAAUUAUAAUCAUCAUGCUAGACGGUAUGCUGAAAAACAUGAAAAUGCAGUAUGGACAAAUCAAUUCGAUAAUCGAGCUAAUCGACAAGGUCAUUAUUGUACGACAGGACCUGAAAUUUGGGAACAGACAAAUGGUAAAGUAAAUGCUUUUGUGAUGAGUACAGGUACUGGUGGAACUUUAGCUGGUACUUGUAUGUAUUUAAAAGAAAAAAAUAGUAAAAUUAGAACUGUACUUGCUGAUCCACCUGGUAGUGUUCUAUAUAAUUAUAUUAAAUCGGGUAAACUCGAUCGAACUGAUGGUUCAUCAAUUACUGAAGGCAUUGGACAAGGUCGUAUAACACAAAAUUUACAAGAUGCACCUAUUGAUGAAUCAUUAUUUAUAAAAGAUCAAGAUACUGUUAAUAUGGUUUUUAGACUUUUAUGUGAAGAAGGAUUUUUUGUUGGUGCUUCAUCAGGUUUAAACGUAGCUGCAGCUGUUGAAUUAAGUAAAUCAAUGCCUAAAGGUUCAACAGUUGUUACAACCCUUUGCGACAAUGGACAAGUAAAUAUUCAUUUGAAUAAAAUUAUUAAUUAA